Molecule: messenger RNA, 3567 nt
Organism: Ceratotherium simum simum (southern white rhinoceros)
Lineage: Eukaryota; Metazoa; Chordata; Mammalia; Perissodactyla; Rhinocerotidae
Source: RefSeq, a predicted model, not a curated record
GCGAGUUGGGGCAGCCCCUGCGCUCGGCCCUGCUCGGCGGCGAGAGCUCCGCCGGGGCGCCGGGUUCCCACUGACGCGGGGGCGGCCGGGCGCCGAGGGGACUGACCCACUUCCGCGGACCCCGCCGGCCUGGGGCCGGGAGAGGCGGGAGCGCCGGGCAGCGCAGAGAGCGGGCCGACCCCGAGCGCACUGGAGGCACCCGAGCGCCCCGCGCCCUGGCACCAUGCGACCCGCCGCGCCUCCUUGCCGGUCCCGGGCGUCGCUCUCCGCUCGCUGAGCCCCCGCGCUCGCCACCACGGAAACUCGGAAAGACGAGGCGAGACGUUGGGAGCAGCGCGGAGACGGACCCAGACGUCCCCUCGGCCCCCAAGAGGCUGCGGGUCCCUCGUUCCCUGGGCUUCUCUAUCUUGACCAUGAACCUGGCGCAAGCUUGGCUUUAGGAGAAAUUCGGAAGCCGGAGGGGAAGUCACGGCAAUUUUUUGGUUGCUAAGUGUGAGUGAAGACAUCCAGGAUGGCUCAGGGAUCUGGGGACCGAAGAGCAGUGGGGAUUGCUGAUGCAGAGGAGAGUUCUCCCAAUAUGAUAGUCUACCGCAAAAUUGAAGACAUCAUUACAAAGAUGCAAGAUGACAAGACAGGGGGUGUGCCCAUCAGAACAGUCAAGAGCUUUCUCUCCAAAAUCCCCAGUGUCGUCACAGGUACUGACAUUGUGCAGUGGCUUAUGAAGAACCUUUCCAUCGAGGACCCAGUUGAAGCAAUACACUUGGGAAGCCUUAUCGCUGCCCAGGGCUACAUCUUCCCCAUCUCGGACCACGUUCUCACCAUGAAGGAUGAUGGCACCUUUUACCGUUUUCAGGCCCCGUACUUCUGGCCUUCAAACUGCUGGGAGCCUGAAAACACCGACUAUGCCAUCUAUCUCUGUAAGAGGACAAUGCAGAAUAAAGCAAGGCUGGAAUUGGCAGAUUAUGAAGCAGAAAACUUAGCAAGACUCCAGAGGGCCUUUGCAAGGAAGUGGGAAUUCAUCUUUAUGCAAGCAGAAGCACAAGUAAAGAUUGAUCGGAAAAAGGACAAGACAGAAAGGAAAAUUUUGGAUAGUCAAGAACGGGCCUUUUGGGAUGUCCACAGGCCAGUGCCAGGCUGUGUGAACACAACAGAAAUGGAUAUCAGAAAAUGUCGACGAUUGAAGAAUCCACAAAAGGUUAAAAAGUCGGUGUAUGGCGUGACUGAAGAGUCCCAGUCGCAAAGCCCCGUGCACAUACCCAGCCAGCCAAUCAGGAAAACUACAAAAGAGGACAUCCGGAAACAGAUAACGUUUUUGAAUGCACAGAUUGACAGACACUGUUUAAAAAUGUCCAAAGUGGCUGAAAGCUUAAUCGCUUACACGGAACAGUAUGUGGAAUAUGAUCUGUUGAUUACACCAGCCGAGCCGUCCAAUCCCUGGGUCAGCGACGAUAUCGCUUUAUGGGACAUAGAGAUGAGCAAAGAGCCCAGCCAGCAACGGGUAAAGAGAUGGGGCUUCUCUUUCGACGAGAUAUUGAAGGACCAGGUGGGGAGGGACCAGUUUCUACGGUUCCUGGAGUCCGAAUUCAGUUCAGAAAACCUCAGGUUCUGGUUGGCUGUCCAAGAUCUCAAGAAGCAACCCCUACAGGAUGUGGCCAAGAGGGUGGAAGAAAUCUGGCAAGAGUUUCUGGCUCCAGGAGCCCCAAGUGCAAUCAACCUGGAUUCUCACAGCUAUGAGAUAACCAGUCAAAAUGUCAAAGAUGGAGGGAGAUACACAUUCGAAGAUGCUCAGGAGCACAUCUACAAGCUGAUGAAGAGUGACAGCUAUGCGCGCUUCCUCCGGUCAAAUGCUUACCAGGACUUGCUGCUGGCCAAGAAGAAGCCAGAAAGUGAGCAAGGUCGUAGAACUUCCUUAGAAAAGUUCACUCGCAGCGUGGGAAAGUCGCUGGCGGGCAAGCGCCUCACCGGCCUGAUGCAGUCCUCCUGACGGUUCCCAUCGCAGGGCCCGGGGACGAGAACCACGCGGGCAGGCGGCGGCGCUCCACAUCCGCGGACAGAGCCUCCUUAAGGGGAGAUCUGGUCACUGUGAAGGAGAAAGAGUGAGGACGAUGGAGGGCAACGGUGGGAAGACUCAGGGGGUGAGCGGGGAGAGCGGAAAGAAAGAGUCCACAGAGUCUGGGGUCGCCCGGCAGGGGCCCCUGUUUACAGCCCUCUCUUCCUUGUACAGUCGUGCGCCGACACCCGGUUCUCUGAGAGGACCUUGUCACUAAACCAUUCAGGGGAGAACACCUCGGGGGCUCCUGUUGUGACUGUCACCUAACAUUAUAUUCUUAUUCGCAUCACUCCUCCGCGGUCUGGGGGAUCACGCCUUCCGGCAAAUGCAAAAGGGACCAGCUGGCCCUGAGCACAUCCAGUAUUUCGCGCUGCCUCCCCACCGUCCCCCUGGUGAACCAGCAGCACCCACCAUAGUUACAGCCACUGUGUCCCGCCCACCUCCUGCCUCCCCCCAUCUCUGUGGCCACCGGGGUGUAAGGAGCUGGCACCAGGCGCCACCCUCAGGCGACAUGUCCCAAUCACGUCGUCAGUGCUGAGCAACCUCAUGGAUGGCUUCACCUCAAGUUCUUUCAAGCCCCUUGGAGGCCAACUUUGGAAGAGGUCUCCACAGGCGGGGUGGCUGCCCUCUGGUCCUGUCAAAUGUCUCAAGGGUCCAACACCAGAGGAAGUGCCAGUCUAGAUGAAAGAGCUUCUGGUUUACAAGAUGCGCAGGUCCUGACCAUCUUUUUAAAAAUUUAUUAUUUCGUAAUUUAUUCUGGUUUUGCCCCUUGCUCUUUGGUUUGUUCCCUCAUGUUUUACUCAAAAUAAACAUGGCCAUGAACUCAGGGGCCAUUGGGAUCCUUCCCUCUGGCAGCCCCAGGUGGAAGCUGGGAGGGCUCCCAGCUGGAGGCAGAUGGGUGGCAAGGCGGGCAGUCCUGAGGGCGGGGCCGGGACCCUGCGGGACCAGGUCUCCUUAUGGUCUGAAGCUGGGGCAGAAUCUGCUACAGAGGGACUAGGCCAGGGCCAAAUGAUUCUCUGAUGGCCCAGCAAAGGCGCCCCACUAACCGAUACCAGACAUCAAGGGAAAAAGCAGACAGAAAGCAAAACCUACAAAAACCUGCAAAAGACCCCCUUGUCUUCCCUUCGUGCGUGUGUCAAAAUGACCACCUGCCAACUUGGCUACAAGAUCCUGUACGUAAACCACUGAGUCAGGUGCCCGACGUGUAGUAGGUGCUUAGCAAUCGGUAUCUAUUACUCGUCAUUGUCGUUGUCGUCACGUGACUCCCAUGAGCCCUCGGACAGAGCGGAAUUCAGCGACACUGAAUUUGAAUUCAGACACUCUCCCCCACCUGCUAUGACUAUCCUUCUUUGAGCUGUUUUUGGCCCUAGGUGAAAACUCUCCCUUGGGAGUGUAUAAACAGCAAACGUAGAAGCAAAAAGCAAUCACUGGUACAUCUCUCCUCAUGUAGGCAGAUUCACCAGCUGCUGACCAAAGGCUCAUAAGCUUGUUUGCAGACCCUGCCUCCUGGGUGCUCC